Molecule: messenger RNA, 802 nt
Organism: Bactrocera oleae (olive fruit fly)
Lineage: Eukaryota; Metazoa; Arthropoda; Insecta; Diptera; Tephritidae
Source: RefSeq, a predicted model, not a curated record
AAAAAAAUUAAUAUAUAACAUAACAAUAUGAGGUGAUGGCCUGUUUUUUUUUGCAGAAGUAAAUAAUAUUGGAUCGAAAGUUUGAAAAAUACUUAGAACAUCUUAAUAACUAAUGUCAUGGCAGUUUUAUUUUACAACGUAGCCGGUGAAAAACAUAAUACAUGACACAACAAACAAUGAGCUGGCUAUUACAAUCUAUAGCAGUCUUGGCGUUUUGCACCAUCGAAGAGGAAAUAUUAAAAUUAAAGAUCCACAGUAUACAUAAUCAUUUAUUGUACAAUGUUUUGGUUGUACUUUAACCAAAGUAAACAUUAUGAACACUUGUCUCUUCGACAUUCGGAAUACCAGAAAGAGCAUUUAAAUCAAAACUCAUUGCUUCAGCAAUCCUCAACUACAAAACUCAAAACAAGUGUCAUCCCAAGAUAUGAUAAAUCGUGGAGCCGUUUCGCAUUUGUAAGAUUAACCAAAUGCUCAUGGAAUUCAGUUUGUCACAUUGGAUUGCAAUUCAUUAUAUUACUAAUCUUAUCUUGUCGAAUUGAGUGGUGUCAGUGUUUACCUGAUGGACGCGCGACUUGUCGGUCGGUUGCAGGUUUAACUAAAGACCAACUUGAACUUUGCUACAAAGCUAGUGAUGUGGCAACAGCAGCUCUCGAAGGUCUAGACAUGGCAAUACGUGAAUGCCAAUUACAGUUUCUGUGGCAUCGUUGGAAUUGUUCAUCACUUAGCACAAAAAUACGUAAUCCACAUGUAUCAAAUCUUCUUAAAAAAGGUAAAUAAUAAUUUUCCUACUAUUCAAUAAUGU